Carassius auratus (goldfish) is the source of this 2459-nucleotide messenger RNA. Its product is annotated as XK-related protein 7-like. Bases 1 to 1518 code for a protein of 505 amino acids. The transcript is spliced from 4 exons. Gene Ontology annotation, biological process: apoptotic process involved in development; engulfment of apoptotic cell; phosphatidylserine exposure on apoptotic cell surface. The record is from RefSeq and is a predicted model, not a curated record. Lineage: Eukaryota; Metazoa; Chordata; Actinopteri; Cypriniformes; Cyprinidae. Gene Ontology annotation, cellular component: plasma membrane.
AUGGCAAUGCUAUGGUCGCAGGAGCAGAACCCUCUGUCACUGCCCGUUCCGGCUUCUCUGCCCUUCCGUAGUGCUUGUCCUGUGUGGCUGCUUGGUGAUUUUUAUGGCAGUCCCAACGGAUCAUUCGCUGGACUUCAGUGGGGUCCCUUUGAGCCACUGGAUUCAGUCAAGCUCAAGUUCCUGUCUCUUAAGACAGCCCUCCUGAUCACGCUCACUUCCAUCAACAGGUUUGGCCUUGUGUUCGGAUACGUGCCCAUUGUUCCCACCACUCCCUUUCCGAGACCAGGUGCACUGCAAGCACUGCCCCUGGAGGAGGCAGAUCCAGCCUUGACGUUGCUGUGUUCCAGGUACGUCCACACCUUGUACCUGGGAGUGCAAAGCCGUUGGCAUGGCGACCCGGGUCAGCGUCAUUUCUACUGGCGUCUGAUGUUCGAGAGCGCUGACAUCAACAUGCUGCGGCUGCUGGAGGCUUUCCUGAAGAGCGCGCCUCAGCUCGUGCUGCAGCUCAGCAUCAUGAUCCACAGCAACCACAUACUGCCCUUACAGGGUCUCUCUGCAUCUGCAUCAUUGGUUUCUCUCGCCUGGAUGAUUGCAUCCUACCAGAAGGUUCUGCGUGACUCUCGUGAUGACAAGCUCCCCAUGUCCUACAAGGCCGUGAUUGUUCAGAUGCUCUGGCACCUCUUCACCAUCGGUGCUCGAACCAUCGCCUUCGCCCUUUUCGCUUCAGUCUUCCAGCUUUACUUCGGGAUCUUCAUCGUGGCCCACUGGUGUGCCAUGACCUUCUGGAUCAUCCAGGGUGAGACCGACUUCUGCAUGUCUAAGUGGGAGGAGAUCAUCUACAACAUGGUGGUGGGCAUCAUCUACAUCUUUUGCUGGUUCAACGUCAAGGAAGGCCGUGCUCGCUUUCGGCUGGGUGUGUACUACGGCGUGACCUUGGUUGAGAACAUUGCACUCACCGCCGCUUGGUAUAUUCACAGGGGACCCCACACCUCGGACUUCUACGCCCUGAUUAUUGUGUGUGUGGUGGUGUGUAGCUAUGCUUUGGGAACAUUCUUUAUGUUUGUCUAUUAUUGUCUGCUCCACCCAGACGGACCUAUCCUGGGAGCUCAGUGGAGCUGUGUGGAGGAGGGAAUGGGGGUAAUCAGUCUUGGAGGCAUUGAGGAUUUGGGAACCCCCUUGCCCCAACCAGACGUGGUUACUAGCCCUCCCAGAACACUCCAAAGGACUACUGCUGGGGAAAUAGGGGUCGGGGAUAGAGACAGUUGCCUGCCUGUGUUUCAGGUAAGGCCUCCUAGUGUUCCCCCUGCUUCCUCCCCACGUCCCCCAAGAACUGAAGGUCCCGUAAUCCGCAUUGACCUGCCAAGAAAAAGCUACCCAGCCUGGGAUGCUCACUUUAUUGACCGAAGGCUAAGGAAAACCAUCCUGGUGCUGGAGAAUACAUCUCCCAUGACUCCUCGGAUCCAGUACCAGAGCUUCAGCAACCCCAAAGAAGUCACAGAGUAUGAGACUACGGUGUAGUGUUGUUCAUACCUCCACCUUCCACAUGACAUCUCCAUGCAGGGGUGGAAUUCAGUUGCCAUGAGGUUGUGGUCCGAUCCUUGAUGGUCGGCAUGGUGCUACACGGUGGGACCAUAGCAUGUUUGGCAUUCAGAUGCCUGGGAGCGCAUGACUGGUCCGAAAGUGCAUAUCCGGCUGGACUGGAGUAACAUGGUGUUUACAAGACCUGCAUGGAACGUGAAACUAGGAAAGGGGCUUACCUUUCUGCCUAUGCACUGAGCAUACAAAAAAGAGCUUAAAUGACAGUGAUGAGAAGAAGUGGACAUUUGUAUUAUAUAGAUGAACUGACCAAUCAGUAUUCCUCAGGACCAGCCUGACUGCUGUAUUGGUCAAAGUUUAAUGUUCAGUGACCUGAAAACAGUACAAGUUGUAUAUUAUUUGCUUCUGUGAAUGGUGAGGUUAGCAAGUCCAAUCAUUCAUUUCCUCAGAGUUCUUCUGUAGUUAUGGAAUUAUUUAUUUAUUCGAUUAAUUUUUUAUGACUCUGUGGCCAUGUCUUUGAUAUGAUUCUGAAUAACUGAAUAUACAUAAAUAGAUAUUAUCUUUUGUUAUAUGUAUACAAUAGAAUGGUGCCAGUGUGUCGGUAUGAAUGUUUUUUUGGGGGUUGUCUGGUCAUGCUGCAUUGUUUAUCUGUAAAGUUGAAGAAAAAAAAUGCCAUAUAGUAAGACAAAAAGCUGUGAUCAAAUGUAGUUGGAUUAAAAUAAUACUGUAAAAAAGAUACAGAUGACAGCCUCGGAAAAGUAAAAACAAAAAUUAAUAUGCGUGUUUGAGUGUUUCAUGAAAAUGGUUUUGGGAGCAUCUGGGAACAUAAAACUUGCAAAUGUCUGAGUGUUUGUGUUGCAUUUCACACAGAGAAAAUGAUUGACAGUGAAUUCUAAUCCUGUAUGUGAACUCUCUUUACAGUA